UCCCGGCUGUCGUUCAAGGAUUAAUUUCUUUACUUUCCCGUUUCGUUUCUGUCUCUACGAAUUGAAUUUGGUUGGUUGUUUAUUUUCUGGUGAGCAGUUAUUUCGAGUUUUUAAGGAGAGAGAAGAUUUUUGCUAGAGAGAGAGAGAGAGAGAGAGAGAGAGAGAAGGGGAAGAAGAAGAAAAGAUGGUUGCUUUGGUGUCAAGACAAGGGAGGCAAUUGCAGAGAUAUAGCGAUAGCGGGCGUCGCCUCGUUGUGGGAUGUAUUCCUUACAAACUCAACAUCAACAAUCAAUGCAACAGUGAUCUCAUUGAGAACAUGGAGGUUUUGGUGGUCAGCUCUCAAAAAGGCAAUGAGAAUGGGAUGAUGUUUCCAAAAGGAGGUUGGGAAUCCGAUGAGACCAUAAAACAAGCAGCCUUGCGAGAGGCGUUGGAGGAAGCUGGCGUGCAAGGAUGCAUAGAGCGAAGACUUGGUAGAUGGAGAUAUCCGAGCAGAACACAACACACGAUCAACGAGGGCAUCAUGUUCCCUUUGAAUGUAUCCGAGGAGUUAGUUCAUUGGCCUGAGAUGGAUGUCCGUGAAAGGAGAUGGGUGUCGGUGGAGGAGGCAAGGGAGAUGUGUGAGCAUGUAUGGAUGAAGGAAGCAUUGGAUAGAUUAGUAAGGCGCAUUUCAUUCUCAAAUAUGCAGAAGGCGACGAAAGCUUCAUCGUCGUAGUACAAUAUUGUUUUGUUUUGAGUCUCGUGUACAUAACUUCAAAUGAUUAGGGGGAGGAAGGUUUUUUUUUGUUAUCUCAAUGUUUUUUGUCCUGAAAUUUCUUUGUUAUGCUGGUGUAAGGAUUGCUUAUUCAAUUGACAAACAGAGAUGGUUUCCUUUUA
Molecule: messenger RNA, 873 nt
Organism: Asparagus officinalis (garden asparagus)
Lineage: Eukaryota; Viridiplantae; Streptophyta; Magnoliopsida; Asparagales; Asparagaceae
Product: nudix hydrolase 18, mitochondrial-like
Exons: 4
Coding region: 185-712 (175 amino acids)
Cellular component (GO): nucleus; cytoplasm
Molecular function (GO): pyrophosphatase activity
Source: RefSeq, a predicted model, not a curated record